CGUAGAUCCAGACACAAGUAUACAUAAAACGAACAAACACCAGAGAAAGAAUUGAGGACACCAGAAGAAUCAACUUGGCUUGCAGGGACAUUUCCAGUAGACUGGAAAUAUUCAAAAUAGUCUCUAUUUUGAAUUUUUCGUUUCUCCAACUGUGUUUUAUAGAGCAGAACCUAAAAUAAAUCAUCGUUAACGUGAAAUCUAAGAAAAACCAACUCUGGACAAGCAGACAUUCUUAAAAUCUGCUUAAAAGUAGCCUCAUUUUAAUUUCAUAGCAGUUUAAUUUUGUGCACUCCUCCUAUUGGGCAACAGGCAGCGUUUUGUAACUGCACGUCUGUUCUUCGCUGCUGCUUCAGAGAAGACAAAAGCUUUCUGACCAUGGGACAUGACACACAUGGACUCAAUCUGCAGAGGGAAGUGGGGCUCAUAGGAGCAGUUUCCUUCAUUGGUGGAACCAUGAUUGGAUCUGGGAUCUUCAUUUCUCCCCAGUACGUCCUUUCCACUAUUGGGAGCCCAGGGGCCAGCUUCAUUAUAUGGUCCUGCUGUGGACUGAUAGCCAUGCUGGGGGGUCUGUGCUAUGCUGAACUGGGCACUAUCAUACCAGAGUCUGGAGCUGAGUACAUUUACAUACUGCGGACUGCAGGGAAAGUGGUGGCCUUCAUGUUCGUCUUCAGCUUCAUCAUGGUCAUGAGGCCGGCUAGUGGCACAGGAGUCGCUCUCAUCUUUGCUGAAUAUGCUGUGGCCCCCUUUUACAGCGGCUGCACUCCUCCACAGCUGGCUGUGAAGUUAAUGGCUGCUGUAUCAAUCUUGGUGCUGGCUAUAAUCAACUGUCUGAGCGUCCGCUUGGCCACAGGCAUCCAGGUGGUCACCAUGGCAGUGAAGGUGGUGGCCCUGGUGGUGAUCAUCCUGGGAGGCAUUGUGAUGCUUUUCCAGGGCCGCACUGAGAACUUUGAGGACUCAUUUGAGGGAACCAAUGCAGGGAUCAGCUCCAUUGGCAUUGCUUUCUAUCAGGGCUUGUGGUCGUAUGAUGGCUGGAACACUUUAAAUUAUUUAACUGAGGAGGUGAAACAUCCAGAAUCUGCUCUGUAGACGUGUCGUUUUGUGCUCCCUGCUCUCUCUCAACAUGGUGGACAAAACCCCAAAAAACGAAGGGCUGCAACUGAAAAGAGAAAUUGGAUUGAUUGGUGGAGUAGCAAUAGUUUCUGGAACCAUGAUUGGAUCUGGUA
Maylandia zebra (zebra mbuna) is the source of this 1223-nucleotide messenger RNA. RefSeq names its product b(0,+)-type amino acid transporter 1-like. NCBI's taxonomy places the organism in Eukaryota, Metazoa, Chordata, Actinopteri, Cichliformes, Cichlidae. Gene Ontology annotation, cellular component: membrane. Gene Ontology annotation, molecular function: L-amino acid transmembrane transporter activity. Gene Ontology annotation, biological process: amino acid transmembrane transport. The record is from RefSeq and is a predicted model, not a curated record.